AUGGACACGCAAUCCUCGACGCACCUCCGCACCACCUCCGCCGGCUCCACCUCCUCCACCGCCGCGGACAACAACCAGAACAACAACAACAGCCUCGCAGGCGGCGGCAUGGCCGUCCCGCUGGUGGACCUCUCGUCGCGCACGCCGUCACCGUACCCGCGCAGCCGGGCCGGCGCCGGCGCCAGCGCCAGCGCCAGCGCCAGCGCCGCCGCGUCCGAGGACGAGUUCGACGACGACGUGUACGAGCCGGGGCCGUCGUCGCUGGUGCGGCCGCUCGUCUCGGCCGACAUUGGGGCGGGCGGCUCGUGGAGGCGCGUGCUGGGCAGCGGCGGCGGCGGCGGGCUGGGCAGCUUCUUCUUCGGGACGUGGAUGGGCUGGCAGGUCUAUGUGGGGCUGCUGGUGUUUUGGGUCGCGGGCGCGGGGUUCGGGCUGUUGUUGAUGAAUCGGUUCAUUUUGCUGACUGGUGUCUACAAAUUCCCGUACCCGUUGACCAUGACUUGGAUACAAUUGGUGCUGGAACACAUCUUGCUGAUUGGGUUUGCGGGCCUGACGCGCCUGCUGUCGCGCCCGCUGCAGAGUCUGGGACUCGGUUCUGUCGUGGCGCCGGCGACGCCGUUGUCAGGCGGACAGGGAUUCAGGGCAUCGGCGAAACAGCAUGGUCGCGGCGGCAGCGGCGGGAUUGCGGGCGGUGGCAUCCUUGAGUUUGAGUGGCCGGUUGCGAAACACGUUCUUCCCUUGGCCGUCGUGUACAUGGCAAAGGUCGUGUUGAGCAACAUCUCGUUUGCGUACGCCGCUCAAGAAACUUAUACACUGGCUCGCAUCGGCGUGGUUCCCAUUGCCUUGCUUCUUGCCGGCAGCUCCUCCGUCGCGGCCAACUCGGUUUCCACGCAGUCCUCGGCUCUGACGGCCACCUUCAGCCUGCUCGUCGCUUCCAUCCGCCCCGGCGUCCGCGUCACCUGGGAGAGCAUCGUGGCCGGCGUCUUCUCCGCCCUUUUCGUCGCCAUCUACCCCAUCGUCCUCGUCCGCACGUUCCGCACGCUGGUCAACGACAUGGUCCCACAGGGCGACGUCCUGACCGGCUUCGCCUCGACGGCCGGCACCGACGAGUCGGGCUCGGGCAGCCGCGAGGAGACGCGGGCGUACUGGCGCACGCUGCACUACACGUCGGUGCUGACGCUCAUCAUCAUCACGCCCAUCGUGGUGCUCUCGGGCGAGCUGGGCAACAUCCACCACAACUGCUACUUCCUCGACGUGCCGUUCUUCUGGCUGCUGACCGUCUGCGGCGGCAUCGGCGGGUGGGCCGUCUUCUCGAGCACGCUGCUGCUCGCCAAGGCGACGAGCCCCCUCACCGUCAGCUUCAUCGGCGUGCCGAGAGGCGCGUUCCAGCUCAUGGCGUUGAACAAGUUCAAGAUGCCCGUGCACAGCUGGCUUGGCGUCGGCUUUUGCUGGGUGGCCAGCGCGUGGUUCCUUGUCGCUAGGAGGGACGAGGGGAGGGCUCUGGGUAGGCUGAGAUUGGAGGGCCGGGAAACGGUGAGGUGA
Diplodia corticola is the source of this 1539-nucleotide messenger RNA. Its product is annotated as myo-inositol 2-dehydrogenase protein. The coding region runs from base 1 to 1539 and encodes 512 amino acids. The record is from RefSeq and is a predicted model, not a curated record. NCBI's taxonomy places the organism in Eukaryota, Fungi, Ascomycota, Dothideomycetes, Botryosphaeriales, Botryosphaeriaceae. The transcript has 3 exons.